AUGAAUAUAAUUGAUAUUUUAAUUUUUUGUUCUGUUUUUAUGUCAUCCUCGAAUUCAAUUAAUCAAACUGUUGAUGGCGCUCAAGAUCAAGAUGUCCAUACUGGUCAAUAUGUGGAAGUUGAUGAGAACCAUUCUUUCAAUCUUUGUCUGUCAAUUCCAGAUCAUAUUUUAAAGAGUCUAAGUGAAGAAUCUGGAAAUCAAAUGUCCAUUGUUACAAAAUCAUCGGAUUUGCAAUAUCUAAGAAAGUUUAUAUUGGUAGAAUAUGACUCUGCAUACCUGUGUGGAAAGUUCAAUAUAAGCAAUAGUACAUUCAUCAAUUAUAUUGAAAAUUCAGUUGAAGAUAUCUCUAAGAUAAUUAAUCUUAUAUCAAAAGGAAUGGCAAUGGUGGAUGGUCUUGUCAAGGAAAUCAUCUUCUCUAAUCAAUCAAUUACUAAGUGCCACAGUAAAAUUUCAACUGACUCAAUAGCCAACAAACUGAAUAAAAUCAUUGGUGAUAUCAAUCGUACCAAGGAAGAAGCCACAAAAUUUCAGAAUAUACUUUCAAAUACUGCCGAUGCCAAUCUAAACUUUCUUAUAAAUAGAACUGGAUCAUCUAUUAAGAACGAGUUAUUUGAAGCAGGUACUCUUUUAAUUAAAUUCCUACAAUUUGGUUUAUAUGUCUUGUCCAACAUGGACAAAGACAGCUCAGUCUUUCAAAAUGUCCAAGUUAAGUUCACCGACUUUAACAACAUCCUUUUGAACAUUGCAGAAAGUGCUAAAGCCGUCGACGAUACUCUUCUAGAGAACUGGAAAGAGAUUCAAGGAAGACUGCUAGAGAGCCGUAUCGUCUUUGGUUUAGACAAGAUUAAGAGUAUCUUUUCGACAACUAUUUCAAAUCCUUUUGAUGAAAUAGCUCUAAAUGAAUACUUAAAUUCUGAAUUGGUAAACCCAUUGAAUGGAAAGUUUGCAAAUAUUCGAAAUUCAAUUUCAUAUAUUGGCCAAUCGCUAAUUACCAUUGCCAAUUUAAAGACACAACUAUUAGAUUUACCUGAAGGUGAGAGUCAAAUGCGAUUAGAUGCAAUCUUCCAUGCAUUCAUUACAUUGGAAAAGUUGAUCAUUAUUGAACAGUCUAAAACCAGCUAUCUUAGUCCACUUAUCAAUCUCAUGCAGAAAGCCGAAGACUUUGUAAAGAUGGAUAUCCAAUCAUUGAACGAUGAAAAUAUCGAAGAAACACUAAUGGCAUUACAAAAUAGUGUGGAGGCACUAAAUCUAAUCUCAGUUUCAUCUAGAUUGAUUACAGAAGAGAAGGCGAAACUGGACAAGUUAAAACUUUCAUAUGGAGUGAAGAAGAGAGGUAGUAUUUAUAAUACUAUGGUCUCUCAUAAUCAUUAUGAACAAUUAACUAAACAUAUUAUUCAACCAAACAAGAUCAUGGGAAUGCUUAGAGUAAACUAUGAGGGUACAACAUCUUUUCAAACAGAUAUUCUUCCAAAUUCUUCUUUUAUGGAGGAAAUAAGUUAUUCUAUUCAAUCAAGGGAUGAUGAAUCCUUAAGAUCAUCAAUUAGUAAGAUGGAAAAGGAAAGAAAAGACAAAAUAAUGGAAUUUCAAUCAAUAAAUAAAUCAACUACACAACAUACUCUAAAAAAAACAAACAAUAGUCCGAAAGAAACAUCAAUAACCACUAAUAGUAAUAUUAAUAAUUUCAAUGUUCAACUUAAAAAGACUGGUAUAUUGUUAAAAGAAAGUAAUAAUAAUUAUUCAAAACCUAAUAACAAUAAUAAUAUAAAUAAUUAUAGCAACAAUAUUCGAAAGACUGUUGUCCCUCAAAGUAAUACUAAAGUCAGUACUAAAAUUAUUAUCAAUAAUAAUAGUAUUGAUAGUAGUAGCAUAGGUAAAAGUGUAAAGGAAAGAGCUGCUGCUUAUUUAUCAACAAUAAGUCUAAACAAAAAAUAA
This is a messenger RNA of Heterostelium album PN500, 1932 nucleotides long. RefSeq lists its product as uncharacterized. The record is from RefSeq and is a predicted model, not a curated record. NCBI's taxonomy places the organism in Eukaryota, Evosea, Eumycetozoa, Acytosteliales, Acytosteliaceae. The coding region runs from base 1 to 1932 and encodes 643 amino acids. The transcript is spliced from 3 exons.